CAGCCGGAGACGCUCCGCUCGGACUCGCAGCAACGCGCCCUCGCCCCGGUCCCUCGCCCGGGAUGUACCUCUCUCGCGUCGUGGCUUGCGGCCUCUUCCUCGCCCUGCUGGCCCUCGGGCUGGAGGCGAAGCCGGCCGCCCCGCAGCACCUGCAGAAGGUAAGGCGGGAGCCUCGACGGAGCGCGGCGGCGCUGGGGCGCGAACUGGCGGGGCUGCUGGAAGCGUCGUCGGGGCCCGCGGCGGGCGCGGCGGCGCGCGGCGGAGGCACCAAGGCGGGCUCGGGCUCCGGCGGCACCUCGUCCUCCCAGCAGCAGCAGCAGCAGCAGCAGCAGCAGGCGCGGGGCAAAGGCUCGUCGUCGCGGCUGCUGCGCGACCUGCGCACCGACAGCAAGCAGGCGCGGGCGGGCUGGGCGCGGCUCGUGCACCCGGAGCACCACGGCGGCGGCGGCGGCGGAGGAGGCGGCGGCGGCGGCGGAUCGCGGCGCCUGAAGGGCCUCUCCAAGAAGGGCCUCUCCAAGGGCUGCUUCGGCCUCAAGCUCGACCGCAUCGGCUCCAUGAGCGGCCUGGGCUGUUGAGCGUCGUCGGGGGCGGGCGGCGGGCGACACCUAGCGGCGGUCUCACACUCCUUCUGAAUCCCCUCGUCCUUCUCGGCGGACAUUUUUGAACAUCUUCUCACAAUACUUCUGGGUCACCGCUGAUGGACCGCCAAGCAAGAGACAGCAGGCCUGGCUUGGCACACCCUGUUGGUACGAGGCCUUGUGACAGAACCAGCAAUUUGGGGGUCGGGUGGGCUCGUUUUGUUUUUGAAAUCCAUAUUCUCCCUUCCUAUCUUAACCCAUAUAUCUAUAUAUACACACAUAUACUCACCCCAAACUCCUCCCUCCCGCUACCCGUCAUGACAAGGGACUCUUCCAUUCCCAGAGACUGAGGAAGCCAGCUAUAUCCCAUACAGUUGCUGUUUGUACAUUCAUGUCACGCAUAAAUGUAUUUAUGUUGUAAAGCUAUUUAUAUAUUGUUUAUAAAGAGAUAUUUAUAAAAAAUUUUAUUUAUGUAACUAAAUGAAAAAAGGAGUCUAGCAUUGUAACUGUUUUUUUUUUGUUUGAAAUAGUUUGAAAAAAUGACAAAAAAAUCAUUCCAUGUACAAUU
Molecule: messenger RNA, 1146 nt
Organism: Eublepharis macularius
Lineage: Eukaryota; Metazoa; Chordata; Lepidosauria; Squamata; Eublepharidae
Gene: NPPC
Product: natriuretic peptide C
Exons: 3
Coding region: 63-575 (170 amino acids)
Biological process (GO): cGMP biosynthetic process; receptor guanylyl cyclase signaling pathway
Cellular component (GO): extracellular region
Molecular function (GO): hormone receptor binding; hormone activity
Source: RefSeq, a predicted model, not a curated record